AAAAAAAAAAAGGGGGCUGGGUAUUUCUGUCUGUCUCCUGGCCGGAGCGCUUCGCCGUGCCAGAGUGCGUUCAGGCUGCGCGGUGUCGGACCGAAACCACCGGGGUUCCCAAAAUAAACUGAGGGGACGCAGAUACGCGCGCACACACACACGUAGGAUACACACAGAAAGGCUGAAGAGUGAGAGAGAGAUACACACCGUCGGAUGGCGGAGCAGAGCCAAAGAAAAGACACUACAGCGUAAAAAGAAAAGGGGUAUCGCUUCUCCCCCCCCACCACCUCUUUUUCUUGCUUUCGAGUGCACAUCAGUGGAGGAGGAAAGCAGAGGACAGGUGUACUUAUUGAUAUGGAUUUAUUCAUUUAUUUAUCUAUUGAUUUUGCUUUAAUUAGUGACCCGCGGUAGAGAAAGAGGGCGAGAGAGAAACAACGAGGGGAGGAGAGGGAGGAGCGAAAGUCAGACAGGAGGUGCCUGCAUAGCCUUACUUUAUUAUUUGAUUAUUUCCGUCUUUUACCAAAUAAUGCUUUUGCGUUUUAUUAUUGUGUCGCUUUGUGUGCAUGUAUUCUUCAGCAGACCAGCCAGCUACUAACCAAAUCUUUACGAGAACCAAAAAGAAGCAACUAUUGUGUUACACGGACAGUUUUCCCCCCUCAUCUCUCUACACCAAGGAUUCACCGGUGGACAGUGUUUGUUUGAGACUUUUCAUGACAGUGCAGGAGGAGAAAUUUCUCUUUUCCCAACCUAAACCAAAGCAAAACCCCGCCGAGGAGAAGAGACCGAGACCGAGAGCCACUGCGAUCUUUACGCACAGCUGUCUGGACACAAUAAAUGGAGUCUAAUUGUGUCUGCGUUACAUCCAAUGGAGAGCAGCUGACAGAGGAGCACCAACUGCACUAGAUUCACAUGGGUGCGACGAUAACAGAUAUCCUCCACUGUCCAGUCACCUGCAGCCCGUAUUAGCCUGUAUGGAGAACCACUGGUAGCUUUCUAUCUCCUACCAGAGCUGAAACAGUCGUGGCUGCGCGUCCUGCACAUCGCUGUGUGUACGUGCGUGUGUGUGUGUGUGUGUGUGUGUCGGACUAGUUGACUCCGAGAAGACACAAGUAAAGGGACCGUAAUAUCCUUCUGUAUCCCAGAGCUAUACAAAUCUAAAAACCGAGAGAUGUGAAUCCGCUGAGGCACAGGCUCAACCCACGGAAGAAAAAGCCAAAUACAGAGUCUCUCUUUUUUUUUUUUCCCCCCAAAAACCAUCCAAGCUUCUUCACACCCGGCUGUCCACAAACCUGGAGAAGCAUACGAAGAAAGGCCAAAGAACGACCGACGGACGACGGAUCAGAAAAGAAAAGUGAGACUAAAAUAAAAACGACGACCCCCAGGUCGACAGAGGACCAUGUUUGUCCCCCUGCCGGUCCCCUUCGUCUUUCAGAGAACAGCGUCCGACUUCAGCGCCUGGAGACUCAAGUCCUCGCUGGCUCCGCGGUCCAGCCCCGAUAUCAGGAUGUCUAAAGCAGCAGAGGAGGAGAAGCCUGGGGCUGACUAUCCAGGGGACAGUUCAGACUCUGACAGAAACAGCCCUGAUGACCAGGUCCAGCCAAUGAAAACCAGCCCCUUCAGCCUCUCUCCCACACCGGCUGGCACCAAGGCAAAGAGUGAGGAGAGCUCUGAGAUGACCCAUAUCACCAUUGCUCAUCCUGCACCUCCCUCCCAACAGCAACAACAGCAGCAGCAGCAGCAGCAGCAGCAGCAGCAGCAGCAGCAACAGCAGCAGCAACAGCAGCAGCAGCAGCAGCAGCAGCAGGCCCAACACCACCACACACAGCUGAUGCUGGCUGGUAGUCAACUAGCAGGGCUUGCCGCUCUCCUCCCGGCUCAGCAGCAGCUGCUCCUCCAACAGGCUCAGGCUCAGCUACUGGCAGCCGCCGUUCAGCAGUCGAACGCUGCCCACGCUGCCCAUGCCGCUCACGCUGCCCACGCCGCCGCGCAGCAACAAGCCAACCAGCAACAGCAACAGCAGCAGCAGCAGAACCAAUCACAAUCCCAGCAGCAACAGCAGCAGCAGCAACAGUCAACCAAACAGGAGCAAGCCCCGCCUCCACCGCAGCUGGCCCUGUCGCAGCCAAUCCAGCUCACAGCCCAGGACAUCCAGCAGCUGUUGCAGCUCCAGCAGCUGGUUUUGAUGCCGGGUCACCCACUCCAGUCUCCUGCCCAGUUCCUCCUGUCUCAGCCAGCACAGGCACAGCAGCCGCAGCAGGGUUUGCUCUCGACACCAAAUCUGAUCCAGCUACCUCAGCAAAGCCCAGGAGGACUACUGACAAGUCCACCUCGCCUGGGACUCCAAGCACAGAGGGAGAAGAGCGGUGAUGUUGUUGUCGGUGGAAGCAGCGGCGGCGGCUCUAUAGUCGCCACUGGCAGCAGUGGCGUUGUGACGUCUGUGGGAUCCACCUCGGCGUCCAGCAGUGCCAUGGCUUCCUCGAUGACGUCCGGCUUGACUUCUGGAGGUCACGGGGGUCACGGGGGUCACAUGGGGGAAGAGCCCAGCGACCUGGAGGAGCUGGAGCAGUUUGCACGCACCUUCAAACAACGACGCAUCAAGCUGGGAUUCACCCAGGGAGACGUCGGCGUGGCUAUGGGCAAACUGUACGGCAACGACUUCAGCCAGACCACCAUCUCCCGAUUUGAAGCGCUCAACCUGAGCUUCAAGAACAUGUGCAAGCUGAAACCACUGCUGGAGAAGUGGCUGAGUGAUGCAGAAACCAUGGCAGUGGACAGCAUGCUGCCCAGCCCAUCUUCUCUCUCCUCCCCCAUGUUGGGUCUUGAGGGUCUACCUGGCCGACGCAGAAAGAAGCGCACUAGCAUCGAGACCAACGUGCGAGUGGCUUUAGAGCGCAACUUCAACGCGAACCAGAAGCCUACCUCGGAGGAAAUCCUGCUCAUGGCGGAGCAGCUCAACAUGGAGAAGGAGGUGAUUCGUGUUUGGUUCUGCAACCGCAGGCAGAAAGAGAAACGUAUCAACCCCUCCAGCAGCACCACCCCUCCCCUGCCCAGCCAGACCUCGCCUGUUGUGACGCACAAAGCCUCCUGCUACAGCCCGCACAUGAUAUCGAGUCAUGGUCUGUCCCAGGUCACCACCAGCCUCAGCACAACAGCCGCCAGUUCAUCACCUUCAGCAUCCUGCCCCAUGACUCCCGUCAGCUCGGCUGCAGUAGGCUCCACCUCUUCUGCUGUGACCCCGCCCCCUCAUAGCACAGCCAGCCCCGCCCCAUCCAGCCUCGGGGUCCAUGGGCUCAGCACCGGGAACACAAUGAUGGGAGUAAGCACAGGGAUGAACCAGGCCCUCAUUGGCAGCAAUCCCCUGGCUACCAUGCAAGCCCUGGCAGCCAGCGGUGGACAGCUGCCCAUCUCCAGCCUCGAGGGGGCAGCGAGUCACAUGCUUCUGGGUGGACCUGGGGGUCCCGCUUCCCUCCGCCAGUCCCUCUUCCUCAACCGUCCCACUCUCCUCCCCAUGGUGACCGCUUCCAUGGCGACCGGUUCCACGGCCACUAUAGGACUGGUCAGCGGCGGCAGCAGCAGCGGUGCAGGGUGCGGUCCAAGGCCCCCCUUCUCCCAGUCUCCGUCCCAUGGUGCCAGCGACCUCAUGAGCCCGACCUCGUGCCCCGAGGAGUCCGCAUCUCCUUGUUCAAGUCCCGCAUCUUUCUGUUCCUUCAGCGAAGCCUCGCCACCGCCCCUGGGAGGGGCCAUGGCCGAGUGAUCCCUGACUGACAGCCAAAGUAUCCUAUCAGAGGAGGACGAGGAGGAGGAAGAGGAGGAAGCAGAGCGUUAAAGGAGCUUUAAAAAUCUAAAUUUACAACCUCGCCUUUCAACCAAAGCCAUCUCUCUGUCUGAUCCAUCUCUGAUUUCGCCUCUCUCUUUCUCUGUCUCCCCGCUGAAGUCUUCUGAAGCCAAAAAUAUACACAGAUGGAUGAGGGGAGGAAGCAAAGAGAGAGGGAGGAUGGAGAGGAUAGAGAGAACUGCAGAACGGAGGGGGGAAAUUUGAAACCAAAUAAUGAUCUACAGCUGGAGAGGUGGCAUUGAGGAGUGUUUUUGCUUGGCAUCGGGAAACGAACACCAUGCUUUUUAUCGGCUGGAGAAAAAAUAAUGAACUUGCUGAGGGCAGGGAUGAGAAACUGUGUGUGAGAGAUGGGAGGCAAAAAGAAAAGACUUGUUUAACAAGCUUGGAAGGUCAUGUGGUUGCAACCAAAUUUAAAAAAGAAGAAGAUGCUAGAAGAGAAACACACACUUACAAAGAUGAAAACCAAAAUCUCCAAAUACCAAAAACUGAAAACCAAAAAUGACACAAAAAAAAAACAACAAACGGAGAGAAAAGCUUUAGUUCAAAAAGAC
This is a messenger RNA of Dicentrarchus labrax (European seabass), 4377 nucleotides long. It is a transcript of the gene pou2f2a, whose product is annotated as POU domain, class 2, transcription factor 1. The transcript has 16 exons. Gene Ontology annotation, cellular component: nucleus. Gene Ontology annotation, molecular function: DNA-binding transcription factor activity, RNA polymerase II-specific; RNA polymerase II cis-regulatory region sequence-specific DNA binding. Gene Ontology annotation, biological process: regulation of transcription by RNA polymerase II. The record is from RefSeq and is a predicted model, not a curated record. Bases 1388 to 3745 code for a protein of 785 amino acids. NCBI's taxonomy places the organism in Eukaryota, Metazoa, Chordata, Actinopteri, Moronidae.